Messenger RNA from Boleophthalmus pectinirostris (great blue-spotted mudskipper), 1533 nucleotides. RefSeq names its product bMERB domain-containing protein 1-like. The record is from RefSeq and is a predicted model, not a curated record. The transcript has 6 exons. Bases 61 to 633 code for a protein of 190 amino acids. NCBI's taxonomy places the organism in Eukaryota, Metazoa, Chordata, Actinopteri, Gobiiformes, Gobiidae.
CUUAAACAAAAAAGGAUACAAAGACACUGUCGCGCACUAUAGUUGUAGAUUUUACGGAUCAUGGAGAAGGAGCGACGAUCAUCUCAUCAGUACGGUUCACUGGGGCGCACAGAACGGAGCAAGGAAGACGAAACAGCUGAGGAUGAUGUGGUGUCCAUGGCUGAUUCCACGGUGACAGUGGAUGACAUCGAGGGAGAGUUGUAUAAGAUUGAGCGCAUCAGGGACGUCCUUGUGAGGAGGGAGUCAGAGCUCAGAUACAUGAUGGAUGACAUACAGCUGUGCAAGGAAAUUACUCGUUUGAAGAAAGAGCUGCACAAAUUAGUAUCCAUACCAGAUAAUGAUAAGUCAAAUGAGGAUCGUCAAAAAGAGGAGGAGCUUCUGCAGCAGAUCCAUAAGCUGGUGGAGACCAGGGACUUCCUGGUGGAUGAUGUGGAGUUUGAAAGACUCAGGGAAAAGGAGGAGGACAAAGAAAUGGCAGAUUUCCUCAAGUCCAAAUUCAGCCCCAGAAUUACCAGCACAGGUAUACCAAGACGCCAUGUCCCAAACAGGGCCCAACAGUCUUCCUCGCCUUUCACUAAAACUGGACUGACUCUGCUGAAAGAGUGCUGUGGAUUCACCUGCUCUGUAAUGUAAAACACUGAUGAAACUGUUACUGGAUUAAACCUUUGGACUUCUACAGUUCCUUUAAGGCAACAUUUAAAGGUGUAUUAUGUAACUUUUCUGCUGGAGGGUCCGUCAAAUGGUUUUCUUCAUAGAGAUGUUAUUGCUUUAUUUGGAAUGUUUCACAGUAGAGUAUUAAACCUAUUUCUAUCUUCAUGGAGACCAGACCAGGUAGAGCUGUUUAAUGUCCAUAGAAAGAAGCAGGUCACCUUUCACCAGAAAAGCUACACAAUGAACCUUUAAGAUAACUAUGAAGAGGUGGACAACAUGGGCAUUAUUCUAUGUGCAGCAAAAUGCAUUUGUUUUUGUUUCGCACAAGUUUCUUCUGGUAUUUGCUCAUUAAAAGUUGCUGCUGACAUGCUGCAAGACCCUUAUAAUUAGCUGCAAGGAGAUAACGCAAAUGGAAGUGACAGUCUCAAAGUGCAGAAACUCAGUGGUGACUUGGCUUCGUGUUCUAAUGGGUCUGGCCUUUGUGGGGGCGAAAAAAGAGAGACUAAACUAAGACAUUUCUCAGUAGCCUAUAUGUGAUGUUUUUGUUCAAUAUAAAUGUUGAUGUAUUUCAGGUAUGGAGAAAUUGUGCUUCAGUUUUGUGUCUGUUCGAAUCGAAUAUUAAACUCAGACUGUUCCACCUCUGUGACUUCAAAAAGCCUUUAAUAUGAAACUGUUUCUUAAUGAGCUCUGGUUGCAGUUCUAAACACUCUGUUCAACUAAAUACAGAUCGUACAUUACAUUUUAUUUGUAACUGUAUUAUUAAAUCACUUGUAAAUGUUAUUAAAGUAUCAGAUGUUGUGUAUUAUUUUACUUCAUGGUUUGACAUGGGCAGCAGAUUUGACAUACAUAGAGGUAAUUUCAUGACAGCUACACACUAAUCAU